UGAUGACUUCUUAAAGUCCUCAUGUCCCAAACCCUCCUGCGUUCCAGCUUUCCCGGCAGGUUAUUAUAUUCACAAAUCUGAUCCAUUAACAAAAUGCCUUCGAAUCCAGAGUGGGUCAAGAAGCUGGUUCCGGCCGAGCCGCAGGGGGCCAGCCUCCUUGUCAAGGAACGCGAGGGAAGCAACCUCAACGUUGAUCAGCUGGCCGAUUAUAUGUUCACCAAGGAAACUCUUGAGUUGAGAGAGCGUAUACUCAAGAUUCUUGUUGCUGACCCCGUUUUUGACAAGUCGCAAAAUUACUUCCAGGGUCGCGAGGAUCGCAUCAAGGCAUCCCUUGCAAAGGCCAAGCGAUUGCGCCAGUUGACUAUCAAGCACAAAUGGAGUCAGGACGAGCACUACUGUGCCAACGAGCUCUUGAGUGAGCCAACUCCCUAUGGGCUUCAUGCUAGCAUGUUUCUUGUCACGCUUCGUGAGCAGGGUACCCCCGAGCAGCACAAGCUUUUCCUGGAGAAGGCUGAGGACUACAAAAUUAUCGGGUGCUACGCCCAGACAGAGCUUGGACAUGGCUCCAAUGUUAGGGGAUUAGAGACUACUGCUACUUGGAACCAAAACGACAAGACCUUCACCCUGCACUCGCCACACCUCACGUCCUCGAAAUGGUGGAUAGGAUCUCUGGGCAAAGCGGCGAACCACGCAGUCGUGAUGGCUCAACUCAUCAUUGAUGGCAAAAAAUACGGCCCGCAUCCAUUUGUUGUCCAGAUUAGAGAUCUCAAGACUCAUGAGCCACUAGAGAAUAUUCACGUUGGCGAUAUUGGUCCCAAGUUCGGAUACAACACCAUGGACAAUGGCUUCCUCCUUCUCAAUCAUGUCAAGGUCCCACAUAUCAACAUGCUUGCUAGAUUCUCGCACAUCGACCCCGAAACAGGGAAAUACAAGCGCCCUGCGAACCCAUCGUUGAUCUAUGGUACUUUGACCUACGUACGUAGCACCAUUGUGCUUCAAUCAGGUUCAACCCUGGCUCGUGGUGUCACGAUUGCAACACGUUAUUGUGCUGUCCGUCGCCAAUUCCAGGAUUUGGAUGCCAAAGGCGAAGUGGGCGAGAACCAGGUAUUGAAUUAUACCAUGGUACAGGUUCGCCUUCUGCCUCUUCUGGCCGCAACAUACGCUCUCCACUUCACAGGCCGUGGAAUGCUGCAGCUCUACCAGGAGAACCAAAAACGAAUGGCAGCCGGUCGCGACGCUGGCAAGCUAAGCGACGCAAACCGAAGCCCCGGCCCAGAGGAGCUCAACCCUGGCACUGAUCUCUUGGCCGAUCUGCACGCAACAUCCUGUGCGCUCAAGGCUUACGGCAGCACUGUUGCUGGAGAGGGCCUAGAGGUGUGUCGCCGAGCCUGUGGUGGCCACGGUUACAGCUCCUUCUCGGGUAUCGGUACAUGGUAUGCUGACUACCUACCGACUCUUACCUGGGAAGGCGACAACUACAUGCUCACGCAGCAGGUGUGUCGAUACCUCCUCAAAUCCGCUCGUGCAGUCCUGUCCGGUAAGGGUACGGAGAACGACACCACACGCAUCCUCAAGGCAUAUCUCGAUCGCCGCGACACCGGCGCUGCUUUUGAUGUGCUCGCUUCCGACACAGACCUUGUCGAUGCAUACGCAUGGCGCGUCGCAUACUUGACCUUUGAGGCACUGCAGCACCGUGACGUUGAAAAGCGCUCCUGGAACAGUCUGCUCGUUGACUUCCACCGCCUUAGCACGGCGCACGCACAGUACAUGGUCGUCAAGUCUUUCCACGACGCUCUCGUGAACGAUAGCGCCACGCAGAGCUCGCUCGAUCGACAGACCGUGACCGUCCUGCACAAGCUCUUCCGUCUCUUCGCGCUGCACACGCUGGAGCGUGAGGCAUCCGAGUUCUUCUCCAGCAGCGCCACCACGGUGCGACAGAUCACACUUGCGCGGAAGGCCGUCAUGAAGCUGCUCGAGGAGAUCCGACCCCAUGCUGUACGGCUAGUGGAUGCAUGGAAGUUCUCGGACUGGCAGCUUGACUCAAGUUUGGGUCGAUAUGACGGAAAGGUAUACGAGGAUAUGUUCUACCGGGCCAGCGAGCUUAAUCCCUUAAACAACGUGGUAUUUGACCCGUAUCCCGACAGUCCUGUCUUGUUCAAGAAGGAUGAGAGAGUCAAGAGUAAGCUGUGAAAAGUACAGUGGCAACUGCGGCGCAACGUUUCCCACAUAGACUAGAUAUGUACCUUUAGCAACGAAUAGAAUUCAGCGUUUUGCAU
This is a messenger RNA of Truncatella angustata, 2276 nucleotides long. RefSeq names its product fatty-acyl coenzyme A oxidase. Gene Ontology annotation, biological process: lipid homeostasis; fatty acid beta-oxidation using acyl-CoA oxidase. Gene Ontology annotation, cellular component: peroxisome. Lineage: Eukaryota; Fungi; Ascomycota; Sordariomycetes; Amphisphaeriales; Sporocadaceae. Gene Ontology annotation, molecular function: FAD binding; fatty acid binding; acyl-CoA oxidase activity. The transcript has a single exon. The coding region runs from base 94 to 2190 and encodes 698 amino acids. The record is from RefSeq and is a predicted model, not a curated record.